This is a messenger RNA of Hippocampus zosterae (dwarf seahorse), 3045 nucleotides long. RefSeq names its product ST14 transmembrane serine protease matriptase (gene st14). NCBI's taxonomy places the organism in Eukaryota, Metazoa, Chordata, Actinopteri, Syngnathiformes, Syngnathidae. Bases 220 to 2736 code for a protein of 838 amino acids. Gene Ontology annotation, biological process: acrosome reaction; proteolysis. The transcript has 19 exons. Gene Ontology annotation, molecular function: protein binding; serine-type endopeptidase activity. The record is from RefSeq and is a predicted model, not a curated record.
AGAAAUAGGUGUGUCAGGAAAAAAACUUUUCUAAUGUUUCUCAACCGCGUCGACACCGGAAGUUGUUGUCGAGUUUAACUGGGGCAUAACUUCAUUUGUUGACUGCUUUUCAACACCACCCACACGUUGAUUUUGUCAUUUGUAAAUUGUAUUAUAACCAAAGGGGGAUCCCGAGGAUCAAGGGGGCUUGUUUCCUGUUGGUGUGGAGCGUCGCCGAGGAUGUAUGCCGCGAGAUACGACGGCCACAGUGACCGCCACGAGCGGAUCGACUUCUUAACCAGCAAGGAGAAAGCCCCAUCCAAGCGGAAGCUCGGGGCUGUGAUCGGCAUUCUAGUGGCAGUACUCGUCCUUGCCGCUGUAGCCGCUUUCCUAAUUUGGCUUUUUGUUUUUAAGGAUGCCGAAGAAGCCACCAUAAGUCGGCAACUCAAACCUUCGGUGCUGGUGUUCAGCGGCCACAUGAAAUUGCCUGAUGUCCAAUACAAAGAGCAGCUGGAAGACACAAGCAGCCCUGAAUUUGAAGCACUGGCAGUCAAACUGGAGGCAGUUCUGGAAGAAAACUUGAAGAAGGAUCCGUUACUUGCUACAUACUACACAAAGUCUGUUGUCACAGCAUUCAGUGAGGGUGUGAUAGCUUACUAUUGGUCCCAGUUUGAUGUGCCAGUAAAGGAUCUCGAGGAAGUGCCUGAGCUCACUGAGGAGCUGGUGUCAGAGACCUUGGAGAAUGGAAUAAAGGAGCAGCAAAGGUCAAGGAACGUCGGUCCGAUCAAGAUCACUGAAAUCACGGCCACAUUCACUGACCCCCGCAUGGCCAGGAACCCCCGAGCUCGUGAAUGUUUCUUCCGUUUGGAGGCUGAAGAGACGGCCUCCGAGUUUUCAUCUCCGGGAUACCCCAGCAGCUACCCCCCGAAGUCUCGCUGUCAGUGGCAAAUCCGAGCCUCGGCCACAAACGUGAUCUCCAUCGCGUUUCCUUUCUUCCAUGUGGAGGACGACUGCUCCGACGACUUUGUCUCCAUUUUUGAUUCCUUGAGUCCCGAUGAUUCUCAGGCGAUCACAGAGAAGUGUGGUCACAGACCCCCCUCCAAUCCUCUGGAGGUAGUGUCGUCUGGUAACAUCAUGCUCAUCAACCUGAUUACUGACAGUGAAACGCAGCGGCCAGGCUUUCAGGCGGUUUACAAAGCCAUCCCUAAACUUGAAGGCAACACCUGUGGCGGCGUCCUCACUGCAAGCUCGGGAGUCUUCACCUCCCCUCUCUACCCUAGUUUCUAUCCUCCCGCUGUGGACUGCAAGUGGACUAUAAAGGUCUCCGCUGGGCAAAAGGUGCGUGUGAAGUUCAACCUGUUCCGAAUGAAAGAGCCCGGGGUGGACGUCCGUGUGUGUCACAAAGAUUAUGUGGAAGUUAUGGGCAAAAAGUAUUGUGGUGAGCUGUCCUCUUUGGCCCUCACCAGCACCACGAAUACCUUGGAUGUGAUCUUCCACUCUGACGAGUCGUACACCGACAAAGGCUUCAGUGCUGAAUACAAUGCCUACGAUCCUGGAAACCCUUGCCCCAACAUGUUUUCCUGCGCAUCCGGUAUUUGCAUCGCCAGAGAGCUCAAGUGUGAUGGCUGGAACGACUGCGGUGACAUGAGCGACGAGAUGAAGUGCAAGUGUGACAAGGACCAGUUUAAUUGCGGCAAUGGUUUGUGCAAACCUAAACUGUGGGUUUGCGAUCGCGUUAAUGACUGCGGGGAUGGCAGCGACGAGCAAAGUUGUAGUUGCGAGGAGAACGAGUGGCGCUGCGGGGAUGGAACGUGUAUGCCACAGGAUGUCGUGUGCGACACCCGGACAGACUGCGAGGACGGCAGUGACGAGGCCUCGUGUAAAACCUCUCCCGGUAUCUGCUCUCAGUUCAGCUUCAAGUGUAAGAGUGGCGACUGCGUCAAUAAAGUCAACGCUGAAUGUGACCGCGUCGACGACUGCGCCGAUCUCUCGGAUGAAGCCGGCUGUAAUUGUGGCACCCGGCCGUAUAAACUGAAUCGGAUCGUAGGAGGCCAAAAUGCAGAGCUGGGAGAAUGGCCCUGGCAGGUCAGCCUGCACUUUAUGACCUACGGUCACGUUUGUGGGGCCUCCAUCAUCUCGGAAAAGUGGCUCCUUUCAGCUGCCCAUUGCUUUGUGACCUCCGACCAAGCAAAUCACGUUGAGGCCAACUGGCAAACGUACAGCGGCAUGCAGGACCAAUAUAGGCCUGAUGAUGGCCAGCGCCGCUCUGUGAAGAGGAUCAUCAGCCACCCGGAUUAUAACCAGAUGACCUUUGACUAUGACAUUGCCCUGCUGGAGCUCAACGAGCCUCUGGAAUUGAGUAAUACCAUCCAACCCAUCUGCCUACCCGCUCCCUCCCAUGUCUUCCCCGCAGGCAUGUCCUGCACGGUCACGGGUUGGGGUGCGCUACGAGAAGGAGGUCAAAAGGCGCAGCUCCUACAGAAGGCGUCGGUGAAAAUCAUCAACGACUCCGUGUGCAAUGUCGUCACGGAGGGCCAGGUGACCUCCCGGAUGCUCUGCAGCGGAUUCUUAACUGGAGGAAUUGAUGCAUGUCAGGGAGACUCCGGGGGCCCCCUGGUGUGUUUUGAGGAGAGUGGGAAGUGGUUCCAGGCCGGGAUAGUGAGCUGGGGCGAGGGCUGCGCUCGCCGUAACAAACCCGGUGUCUACACUCGUGUCACCAAACUGAGAGAAUGGAUCAAAAUGGAGACUGGUGUUUGAUCAUGUGUGGAACAGGAAAGAGAUGGUGUGCUGUGAAGCUCGGGCUAAAGGACGUGGAGACGGAACAUUCCCGACUUUAUUUGUUUUUGGGUUUUUUUAGCAGCAUGCUGAGGAGUUAUUGCAUGGACCCAGACCCUCACAUGAAUGACUCCAAGCGCUUUAUUGUAGUUUUACUCCUCCUCCCUCCCCAACAAUGAUACACACAUUAGCCACAUUGACUCACAUUCGCGAUUGUAAUCAACCUAUGUGUCUUAUCAUUGUUUACAGAUUAAAAUAUCAUCGAACAAAGAUACUGAUCCAAAGAUAAAA